AUGAAACUCGAAUUCACUAUCUAUUUCUCCACAACAACAAAAUGAAUUCUUCUACACUUUUCCUUUUGUCAUUCACCCUUUCCUUGAUCCUCAUUUCUCCUUUGCCAACCUUAGGCACAAGCUUGUAUGAAUCUCUAUGCGAUAAUGCUGGUGUGGACAAGGCUAGGUGCCUUGAAGUUCUCAAAGCCGAACCUCAAAUUGUUGGGGCUAAAGAUAGUGUUGAACUUUGCAAGUUGGUCCUUGAAUUAGGACUAAAAAAGGGAUUAGAGGCCCAAACAUUCCUAAAAGAAGCGAUGAAGACAAAUCCUUCACCAGCCAUUAUGCAAUGUGCAACUACCCUUUAUGAUGGUACGAUUGGAUCUUUCAAAAGUUCAUUGGGUGAAUUGAGUGAGGAUGGUCUAACCGCAAAUUAUGAUGCCAAAGUGGCUGGUGAUGGGCCUACAACUUGUGACACAACCUUGAGUAAUGCCAAUAUCAUCAAUCCUUCUAUUUCAGCUUUAAACAAGGACAUCUUGUUGAUUAGCAAACUUGCAUAUCUAGCCACCGAUAACCUUCCCGAUAAUCCAUAAAGUGAUUGUUAUGCUAUAUGAUGAUAGUUAGAGGAGAAGGGAGUUGUGGGGUGUUUUGGGUUUCCAAUAUGGUGAGCAACAAAUUAAUCAAAACAAACCAUGUAUAUUUAUGAAUGCAAUCGCGUGUAUCUUGAUUCUACUAUUUAGUUUAGUUGAAUGUUUUGUUGUUUCAAUUUCUUAUUUAUUUUUUUAAUGGCAAUUGAAAUCAUUAGCUUCUUUGCUUUAGCAAGGAAAAUUCAUCAAUAUCAUAUUUUAACAUGCAAUGUUAUUAGUCUGAUAAUGAAAUCAUAUGUAUCUUGAUUCUACUACUUAUUUAGUGGAA
Glycine soja is the source of this 891-nucleotide messenger RNA. RefSeq lists its product as uncharacterized. The transcript has a single exon. The record is from RefSeq and is a predicted model, not a curated record. The coding region runs from base 42 to 569 and encodes 175 amino acids. NCBI's taxonomy places the organism in Eukaryota, Viridiplantae, Streptophyta, Magnoliopsida, Fabales, Fabaceae. Gene Ontology annotation, molecular function: enzyme inhibitor activity.